Messenger RNA from Cyprinodon tularosa, 1952 nucleotides. RefSeq names its product MAGUK p55 subfamily member 7-like. The coding region runs from base 114 to 1952 and encodes 612 amino acids. The transcript has 19 exons. Gene Ontology annotation, biological process: protein localization to adherens junction. Gene Ontology annotation, molecular function: protein binding. The record is from RefSeq and is a predicted model, not a curated record. Lineage: Eukaryota; Metazoa; Chordata; Actinopteri; Cyprinodontiformes; Cyprinodontidae. Gene Ontology annotation, cellular component: plasma membrane; cell-cell junction.
GUGCUCAGAUCCUCACUCUGUAAAGUUACUGUUCAAAUGAUGCUUCUUUCAGGAUGAUAGGUGGUAGGAUUUGCCUACAUAAGGACUAAUGGGAUGCAUAUAAUGCAUGGCUGAUGAUGCUGAGCAGAGCUGAGCACAAAGGCGUAUGUCAGCUGUUAUCUUCAGUUAUGUCUGGAACAGACUUCCAUACGGACAGAGAGGAGGAUUACAGGUUCCUUCACAGCAUGUUGAUGGAAAAAAAGCUCCAUCUGCUGUUUAAGAUUCACGAACGACUGAAGCAUUUUGAGAAGCGAAGCCCCCUUCCCAUCCAGGAGCACGCAGCGAGUCUGGCCUCAGAAUUGGCAGAAGAGCUGCUGUACCAAGGCUGGAGAGAUGAAGUCAAAGAACUGCUUACACUCAUUUCCAAACCUCAUUUUAAGAGUCUCCUGCGUACGCAUGAUUCUGUAGCUCAGAGAGACUUUGAGCCUGCCCUGCCACCCCUACCUGAUAAUGCAAUGACAGAAGAAGAAGAUUCGGUCAAAAUUGUGACCCUGGUCAAAACCAAAGAGCCCCUGGGAGCAACAAUUAAGAGAGACAAAUCCACAGGGGCUAUCGUUGUGGCCAGGGUCAUCAGAGGAGGUUCAGCUGACAAGACCGGUCUGAUUCAUGAAGGGGAUGAGCUGAAGGAGGUGAAUGGAGUUUCACUGGAGCACAGAAAGCCCAAAGAAAUCCUUCCCCUUCUGGCUUGCUCUAAGGAUGCUGUUAAAUUGAAAAUCAUUCCUGGAUCUCCUAACGAGGACAUGUCAUUAUGUUUGACGAAGUUGUUUGUUAGGGCUCUGUUUGACUAUGAUCCCACGGAGGAUCCCACCAUCCCCUGUAAGGAGGCAGCAGUGGCCUUUAAAAGAGGUGACGUCCUCCAGGUUGUCAGCACGGACGAUGAUACCUGGUGGCAGGCCUGUCGCCUUGGAGACGGCAGCAGUCGAGCAGGCCUCAUCCCUUCGAAGCAGCUGCAUGAAAGAAGAGUUGCAUUGCAACGACCCAGAGCCCUGUUCAAGAAUCUUCAAACCAAGCCAGCAGAUGACAGUGAAGUGUUUCCAGUCACAGAGGAUGUGGACUAUGGAGCUAUAACAGGAAUUCACAUUGCUGGUCUGAGGAGGAGUUUCCGACUCGGACGAAAAAGCAGCAGAUCCAGGAAAACUACUCAGUUACGGAGGUGGAACUCUGAGGUACACGGUGCCAUCUGUCCUCCUACUUAUAUAGAGGUGGUGCCCUACCAUAAGGAGCCAAAUGACAGACACAGACUCAUUGUGCUGGUUGGGCCCAGCGGAGUUGGCGUGAGCGAACUGAAGAGGAGGCUGGUGAUUUCUGACCCGGACCGCUAUGGCGUCAGUGUGCCGUACACAACACGGGAGAAGAAGAGUAAAGAGAGAGAAGGGGUGGAUUAUCAUUUUGUUACAGUUCAGGCGUUUGAAGAGCUCAUUCUCAAUCACAGGUUUGUGGAGUAUGGACAUUACAGAGGUAACUACUAUGGGUCAAAUCUGGACUCUGUCCAGAGAGUGAUGGCUGAGGGAAAAGUGUGCCUCCUUGAUGUGCACCCAAGUAAGAUAAAACUUGUUUACACCUCUGAAUACAAACCAUACAUUGUGUUUGUGAAGCCCCCAAGGAUUGAGGAGCUUCGCCUCACCAGGCGGAGAGCUAAAUUUGUCUGUGAGGAGGAUAGUAAACAAGUCAGGAUGUUUACAGAGGAGGAUUUUGAGGAGAUGAUUGACCUGGCUGAACUGUUGCUCAGUCAGUAUGGUGACCUGUUUGAUAAUGUAAUUAUCAAUGGAGAUAUUGCUGUUGCAUUCAGAGAGCUGAAAGCAGACAUCGAGAAGAUAGAUGCGGCAGAAGUCCAGUGGGUUCCUGCAGCAUGGAUGCGCUCCACACCAACCAAAGCCUGCAGAAGCUGCAGCAGUUUGACUGGCUGGAUUUGA